Staurois parvus is the source of this 531-nucleotide messenger RNA. Lineage: Eukaryota; Metazoa; Chordata; Amphibia; Anura; Ranidae. The record is from the annotation of a GenBank genome assembly.
AUCAAGCACCUAGGCAUGCAGACUGCUUCUAAAAACAUUUGUGAAAGAAUGGCUCACUCAGGAGCUCAGUGAAUUUAAGCGUUGGUACCGUGAUAGGUUGCCACCUGGACCUGUAAGUCCAUCCGUGAAAUUUCCUUGCUACUAAAUAUUCCAUGGUCAACUGUUAGUAGUAUUAUAACAAAGUGGAAGCAACUGGGAACAACAGCAACUCAGCCAUGAAGUUGUAGGCCACGUAAAAUGACAGAGCAGGGUCAGCAUAUGCAGAAGCGCACAUUGUGCAGAAGUCGUCAACUGUCUGCAGAAUCAAUAACUAAAGACCUCCAAACUUUGUGUGGCCUUCAGAUUAACACAACAAUAGUGUGUAGACAGCUUAAUGGAAAGGGUUUCCAUGGCCAAGCAGCUGCAUCCAUUUGCAUUGCACUUACAUCAUCAAGUGUAAAUGGAAAUCAUUGGAUCAAGUGGUGUAAAGCACUCUGCCACUGGACUCUAGAGCAGUACUUGUCUGACUGCAUUGUGCCAAGUGUAAAGUUU